AUGGGUGAGCUCACAUUCUUCCUUGUGCUACAAAUUCAACAAUCCGAAGAAGGAACUUUUAUAUGUCAGACCAAAUAUACAAAAGAGCUGAUUCAAAAUUUUGGUAUGAACAAUGCAAAAUCAAUUGGCACUCUAAUGAGCCCCGCUACAAAUCUAGACAAAGAUGAACAGGGCAUCCCUGUUAGCGAAACCAAAGAUAGGGGAAUGAUUGGAUCACUGCUAUAUUUGACAGCAAGUCGUCCAUAUAUUAUGUUCAGCGUAUGUAAAUGUGCCAGGUUUCAGUCAGCUCCCAAGGAGUCACAUUUGACUGCUGUAAAGAGAAUCAUUCGUAUCUCAUUGGAACUGUAUCUUAUGGAUUGUGGUAUCCUCGCUCUAACUCUUUUAAACCUGAAGGUUUUUCAGAUGCUGAUCUUGUAG
Molecule: messenger RNA, 417 nt
Organism: Nicotiana tabacum (common tobacco)
Lineage: Eukaryota; Viridiplantae; Streptophyta; Magnoliopsida; Solanales; Solanaceae
Source: RefSeq, a predicted model, not a curated record